UUAGCUAAGCUGUAUCAGUUUUUUUAAUAGAUAGAGAGAGAGAGAGAGAGAGAGAGGGAGAGAGAAAUCUUUAAUUGCCCACAUGCCAGUAGAAACGCCUGCUCUCUGUAAUAUGCCAAUCUGUGAAAAAACCAAAAAUUUGGUCUGCAAAAAACACAUCUUGCUGUCUUGGUUUUCAGGUUCACUGUUGCAGAACCCACUGUUUGCUUUGCUUUGAUUCAUCUAAUGUCACCAAACCCUCUUGUUGGGUUUGGGAUUUCCUAGCAACUCUCUUCAUUGCUUGCCUCUCAAUAUUUAUCACCUUUAAUCUCACCUCUCCUCUGCUUUUCUUGAUUGCUUCAAAGUAAUCAGCUUUUCAUUAAGUUAUUCAGGAAAUAAUUGAAUUUGGGAUUUCUUUCAAAAAAAAAUUCUCUGGUUUGAUUCUUGUCAUUAGUAUGAUUUGAGGUGGAUUUAGUGGAUUGGGUUCGUAUGGGAUGGGUAUGGGGAUGCUGCAACUGCUUUCCUUGUUGCUCAAAAUCUGUGCCAUUGCUUGUUCUUGGCUGCUUCUGCCUUCUUCAGGUUACAGUUUAUCCCCCGCUUCAUCUGCAAUUCCUCCUAUCUCGAAUGGAACAGCUUCUGCAAACACUGCACCUACUCCAACUGUGCUACCAAAUGCUCCUACAAUAGUCCCAUCAAAUGAUUUGAGUCCUCUACCAAUGAUUCGUCAAGACACUAUCUCAUCUCCUCCUCCAAUAAAUGAAGGUCAUGUUCAAAUCUCACCGCUUAGUGGUCCUCAGAGUAAGCCUUCAAGCGUUGAACCUCCUGUCUUGGCACCGGAAUCUCCAGCAGUAAAAGAUGAAUCACCUUUAAGGAAAUCGCCACCAAAUCCACCAGCCAUGCAACCGGUUGUAACAGGAUCUGUGCCACCAACCCCUCUCCCCAUACCAAUUGCUCCAGCACCGUUUGAGCCACCUCUAAGGAAGUUGCCAGAAAAUCCACCAACUAUGCAACCAGUUGUGACAGGAUCCAUGCCACCAAGACCUCAUCAAAACGGGCCACCAGACACUGCACUUCCUAUGCCACUCCCUCCCGCACCAGUUGAGCCACCUUUAAAGAAAUCUCCAGAAAUUCCACCAAUUAGGCAACCGGUAGUGCCAGGAUCCUCACCACCAACUCCUCAUGAGAAUGUGCCAAUUUCUCCAGCAACUGCUGAGCCGCCUUUAAGGGAAUUACCACAAAAUCCACCAACUAGGCAACCAGUUGUGACAGGAUCCGUGCCACCAAGUCCUCAUCGAAACAUCCCCCUUCCCGUGUCAAUUGCUCCAGUACCUGAUGGGGCACCUUUAAGGAAACCUCCACAAAAUCCACCUGCUAUGCAACCAGUUGUGGUAGGGUCCAGACCACCAAGUCCUCAUGAGAAUGGACCAGCAGACACUCCCCUCCCUUUGCCAAUUUCUCCAGUCCCAAGUGCUACUGAACAACACAGAAAUCCAAAAAAUACGCCAUCUAAUCACUCAGCAAAUCCUGCAGUAUCACCAUCUACUCCAGCUGUUAAGCAUGACAUAUCUCCUGUAUCAACUCCUCUACCGAGCAUCAACAGGGAAAGAGUAGCCACGCCUGUAGCUGCAGCUCCUAACAGAAUGACCGAUCAUGAUUUCAGUGUACAUACAUCCCCAGCACAAGCUCCGUCUACACACAAAACCACGAGGCACUCUAGUAAUGCUGCUUCUCCUCGUCAUUCUCCCAACUUUCCUCCUAAGAAAGGCUCUCACGCUCCCUCAUACCCACCAUCCGCAUUAUCACAUGCAAUUCCUCCUGCUUCAACUACACAAGGUCCUUUAUUUGCUCCAGUGCCUUCGUUUCACUCAAAAUCAGAUCCAAAGUCUACCCAUAGACAGCGUGCUCAACCACCAUUAAGUUCUGGCUCAUCGGUCUCCCCAAAUCUUUCGCCAUUUGCUUCACCAACUUCUCCACCUGAACAAGCUAAAGUGCCUUUCCCUUCCAAUAAAAUUUCCCCUGCCGGGUCUCCAGCAAGGAAUCCAAAGAAGCUGCUCCCACCACCAUUCCAUGCCCUACCGCCCCCACCUCCUAAUCAAGAUUGUUCAUCAUUAAAAUGCAUGGAACCAUUGGCUAGUCCACCUCCUAAAUCUCCUUGUAAUUGUGUCCUGCCGAUGCGAAUUGGGCUAAGGCUUAGUGUAGCACUGUACACUUUCUUCCCUUUAGUUUCGGAGUUGGCUAAUGAAAUUGCUGCUGGAGUAUUUAUGGAUACCAGUCAAGUUCGCAUCAUGGGGGCAAAUGCAGGCAGUCAGUAUCCAGAAAAGACAAUUGUCCUUAUUGAUUUGGUACCCCUUGGAGGCCGCUUUGAUAAUACCACAGCUUUCUUGACGUUUCGGAGAUUCUGGCAUAAAGAUGUGGUUAUAAAAUCUUCAUAUUUUGGUGAUUAUGAUGUAUUAUAUGUUCAGUAUCCAGGUCUUCCUCCUUCUCCACCUUCUGCAACGUCACGUGGUGGCAUUAUUGGUAGUGACCCUUACUCUGGAGAUAAUGGGAGGACUAUACACCCUCUUGGAGUUGACGUGACUCGAGAAAAACACAAAGAUGGGCCUAAUCGAAGUGUUGUUGCGGUGGUAGUGUUGUCAGCCUCGGUUGCAGUUAUAUUGUGCUGUGCCAUUGGAUGGGUGCUACUGUUCAAACAUAGAGACAGGGCGUGCCAAUUAGAGCCUACCCCGCCAACUACAAUGCCUUCCCUUGCAAAAUCGCCAGCCUCUAUUAUUGGCAGUGUCCCCAACUCUCCUUCCUUAUCCUUUAGUUCUAGCUUUGCGGCUUAUACUGGUUCAGCAAAAACGUUUAGUUCGACUGAUAUAGAGAGAGCAACUGAUAACUUCAAUGAGUCGAGAAUCCUUGGGGAAGGUGGCUUUGGGCGUGUUUACAGUGGUGUGGUUGGUGAUGGGACCGAAGUUGCUGUGAAAAUUCUUAAGAGGGAUGACCAUCAAGGUGGUCGGGAGUUCUUGGCUGAAGUUGAGAUGCUUAGCCGCCUGCAUCAUAGAAACUUGGUUAAGUUGAUAGGAAUCUGUCUAGAGGAGCGUUCCCGCUGCUUAGUUUAUGAACUCAUUCCAAAUGGCAGUGUCGAAUCUCACCUUCAUGGAGUUGAUAAAGAAAAUGGUCCACUCGAUUGGAAUGCUCGGGUGAAGAUAGCACUCGGUGCUGCUCGAGGGUUGGCAUAUUUGCAUGAAGAUUCCAGCCCUCGGGUCAUACACCGGGACUUCAAGUCUAGCAACAUCCUACUAGAAGAUGAUUUUACUCCAAAAGUAUCGGAUUUUGGUCUGGCUCGAACUGCAUUUGAUGAAGAAAACAGGCACAUUUCGACUCGUGUCAUGGGAACCUUCGGGUAUGUAGCCCCCGAGUAUGCAAUGACGGGACAUCUUUUAGUGAAGAGCGAUGUAUACAGCUAUGGUGUUGUCCUUCUCGAGCUCCUAACUGGAAGAAAGCCAGUGGACAUGUCACUCCCACCUGGUCAAGAGAAUUUAGUUUCUUGGGCACGUCCAUUCCUCACGACUAAGGAAGGGCUAGAAUUCAUUGUAGACCCGUCUUUGGGCCCUGAUUUCCCCGUUGAUAGCAUCACGAAAGUGGCUGCUAUCGCUUCAAUGUGCGUGCAACCAGAGGUAUCCCACCGACCCUUCAUGGGGGAGGUUGUUCAGGCCUUGAAACUAGUCUGCAACGAAUGUGACGAAACGAAAGACUUGGAGGAGUCUCAGAGCUGUAACCAAGAAGAUUCGUUGUCGAGUGACAUGGAUGCAAGGUUUAGUACAGCUUCAGGGGAUCCUUUACACGCCCGCUCCCCUCUCUCCAACACUGACUGUGAGCUUGAUCUUGAGCGAGGCCAUUCAAUGUCGGAUUUGUUAAGCUCAUCGAUGAGAUAUGGAAUGCGUGAGUCUGGCUCCCUCGGGAUUCACUCCAGAUCGGGCACUUUGAGAACAGGAAAGGCCAGAAGACUAUGGCGCAAAAUGACACAAUUGUCUGGUGGCAGUGUUAGUGAACACGGGGUUCUAUUCAGGCUAUGGCCUGGAUCUAACUGAUAAAGUUUUCCACACAAUUGGAACUUACUUUCUUGAUUAAAAAAAAG
Ipomoea nil (Japanese morning glory) is the source of this 4099-nucleotide messenger RNA. RefSeq names its product receptor-like serine/threonine-protein kinase ALE2. Lineage: Eukaryota; Viridiplantae; Streptophyta; Magnoliopsida; Solanales; Convolvulaceae. Bases 474 to 4052 code for a protein of 1192 amino acids. Gene Ontology annotation, biological process: protein phosphorylation. The transcript is spliced from 18 exons. The record is from RefSeq and is a predicted model, not a curated record. Gene Ontology annotation, molecular function: protein kinase activity; ATP binding.